This is a messenger RNA of Conger conger (European conger), 1072 nucleotides long. RefSeq lists its product as uncharacterized. NCBI's taxonomy places the organism in Eukaryota, Metazoa, Chordata, Actinopteri, Anguilliformes, Congridae. Bases 116 to 709 code for a protein of 197 amino acids. The record is from RefSeq and is a predicted model, not a curated record. The transcript has 5 exons.
GUUAUGUGGGCGGUGCUACUGGCUGAGAGCGCGAGAGUUUAAAUUUGAAAUCCCAUCUGUAGACGUAGAUGUCUGUGGCUGUAAGUAGUUCGCAACGACAGAAAUAAAAACUAAAAUGCAGAAAUCAUUACUUGAUGCUGACAUUGAUGAUAUGGGACCCGAAGAGUCCAAGAGGUUAAUCGACCAGCUGCGGAAUGAAAUCUCUGACAUCAAGGUACAGCUGCAGAUUACCCACGAGGAGCGAGAACGCAUUGACAAGGACAUGGAAUUCUGUUUAAAGGGUGAUGCGUUGGCAGCGAAGCUUGGAGCAGCUCUCAGAAGCUGGGACACAGAGAGGAAGCGGAAGCUUGCACUGUCCCGCCAGCUGGAGGAACAGGAAGUGACGCUUUCCAGCUCCGGUGGGUCCGGGGAGGACGUGGUGAAGGAGCGGAGUCGGAAGAAGGCCUCGUUAGUGAGGGAGGAGAAGAGGCUGAGUCGACUGGUCGGCGAGACCAGGAAGACGCUGGCUGAGACGGAGUCUCGAUGCCUGGCUGCGGGGGAGGAGCUUCAGCGGCAGCAAGCCCGCGUCGCCAUGGCAGCCUCCGGCCAAUCGCAGAAGAGCAAGGAGGAACAGCUGGUGGACGCGUAUGUGGCCAAACUGGACGUCCCUGCCACCGUCCGCCCCGCAGGCCCGGUGGGGCCCAAGAGACGCGGACGCCCCAGAAAAUAACGCUGCGGACAGCUUCCGCUGACGUCACAAGCACUACGCCAAAGAGAAACACUACCGCCCAGAGGACGAGCUUUCUAUGAAGCGGCUACUGGCGCUGCUGCUACAGGUGCUGCUGCUACUCUGGAGUGGGAAGGAUUACCAUGCAGGGGACGGGUCCACAGAAACCUUUACUGCACAUUCUCCUCAGGGGGGGGAACUGCACUAUGGGAUUCAGAGUUUCUUCCAUAAUAUGAAAGGUGACAAGUUUUAACUUUAAUUCUAAUGCCUGUUCAGUUCCUCUCCCUCUGAAUCGGCACAAAGACAUUGGGAUAUAAUUGUGUGUGUCUGUCUGCUUUGACUUUCGUACUGUGUACUUUAAUGUGA